AUGGCAAUGUGCGCGGCAGAGAAGGCGAGGCAGCAGAGCCAGUUCGGAUUCCGGAGUCCGCCGCCUCUCCUUUUCCCAGGCUCUUGCCCCGUCCCCAAGUACCUGGCAGCAGGGUGUCUUAUGCAAGCACUUGUGCAGACUGUCACUAUACAAAUUCACCCAGAAUCAAAGAAUCUUCGAUGCUCUCACAAAACCCUGGACAUUUUAAACCAUCCACUUUCCCCCACUGAUGUCUUUUUCUGGUCACAAGCAACUAGAUUGGAGAAGUCUGCCAGUUUCGCCAGACAGCUAAAACUUUGUCUUCCUGAAGGCAGAGGGAUCAUUCUCUUGAGAGAAACAGAAUAUCCUUGUAUAAUAAAAAGGCCACACUUGUUCCACUACUCAGACGUGGGAGAGCCCCAGAAAAAGGUGUGGCUACUCAGUACUGAGGGCUUUCCUGUACAAAUCACAUGGAUGGAAAGGAUCCUUUCACACAUAAUGACAGACAAAAGUCUCAGAAGAGGACCGCAUAGCUGCCUUGCAGAUGUCAUCGAGGGACACGUCUCUCGAAGGCGGCCGAAGAGGGUUGAGACCUGGUGGAAUGUGCCCAAAGAAGCAAAGGACUCCACGCACCCACUUGAGUGUAACAGAGUUUAAUUGUGCUCAUGAUCCAAUGGGACAGAGUCUGAGAAGAGGCCCUUUUGCCCUUGUAGGGCACGGUGCGGCAAAUGAACAGGUUCAGGUCCUUAAGAAUGGACUGAGAUCUGUGUAAAUAAUAUAAUAAAGCUCUAUGAA
This is a messenger RNA of Gekko japonicus, 774 nucleotides long. RefSeq lists its product as uncharacterized. The record is from RefSeq and is a predicted model, not a curated record. The coding region runs from base 1 to 636 and encodes 211 amino acids. The transcript has 7 exons. NCBI's taxonomy places the organism in Eukaryota, Metazoa, Chordata, Lepidosauria, Squamata, Gekkonidae.